Molecule: messenger RNA, 4419 nt
Organism: Macrosteles quadrilineatus (aster leafhopper)
Lineage: Eukaryota; Metazoa; Arthropoda; Insecta; Hemiptera; Cicadellidae
Product: leucine-rich repeats and immunoglobulin-like domains protein 3
Exons: 16
Coding region: 387-3179 (930 amino acids)
Molecular function (GO): protein binding
Source: RefSeq, a predicted model, not a curated record
AUGAUGUGACUAAAAUUUUUGUAAUAGCCUAACAUAGUAUUGUAUCUUGAGAAAAUUAUCUAUAGGUAUUUUCGGGUUCGGGUGGUAAAUUUACUGAUUCGUGGUUAUGAGUGUUUAGAACAGCAUGAAAUCAAAACACAUUUUAAAGCUGCUUCUGUCGAGCAGUGAGCAUCAACAUCAAGAGACUACUGUGACUGUGAAGUGAAGCUGUCGCCGCUCCGCUCAUCCUUGGAACAUUACUUGGAGGAUUUAACUGGAAAGGACGAUGGCGAUAAGAACAAUAACAGAUAAUAAAACUAUAUUUCAACAGAGCAAAAAUCAAAUUCAAAUUUAAGGAUUGUGUGCAUAAAACGUUUCACGCAAUGAACCAAUAAAGUUGGAAAAUCAUGUUGUCGCUACUCUGUUAUGUUUCGGGAUUUGGUGUAUUGUGGUUGUGUGUCAAUAGUGUGUUUGGUGAAGAAUUUUCUUCAUGUCCAUUUUACUGCCAAUGCGCUAGACAGUCAAUUAACUGUAGUAACCUUGAACUGUUUAAACUUCCAAAUGAUCUACCAUCCUGGGUCACCAGUUUGGAUAUGACCAGUAAUCAAUUGAAUUCUGCAACAUUGGACUUCUCCAAGCAGUUGUCACAACUAACAAACUUGAUAGAACUAAAAUUGAACAAAAAUGCUCUCACCAUCAUACCUAUAAAUCACACAUUGAGGAGUUUAACCAAACUUGUUGUUGCACACAAUAGACUAGUGGAAUCUAGCCUGAAAGUUUUGGAAAAACUGCCUAAUCUGCAAGAACUAGACCUCAAGUCUAACUUAUUGUCUCACCUUAACGUUGGUUUAGCACCGAACUCCACCCAUCUUCGUGUGUUAAAUUUAAACAACAAUAAGAUUAGCUUGAUGGAGAAAGGGAGCUUGGAUCCCCUUUCAAAACUAACAGACUUGAAUUUGGCUCGUAAUAACCUCCGAAAUCUGAACAAAGAAGUCUUCAAAAACCUAACAGCUUUAAAAGCAUUGGACUUAAGCAGGAAUCGUUUUUUCAAAGUUGAAGGUCUUUCAUUCAAUGGACUCAAGGCUCUCACGACUCUCAAAAUGAAAUUCAGCUCAAUACAGACACUUGAAGACGGGGCAUUUUUCGGAUUAGAUACCCUCACCACCUUGUACCUGGAUAGCAACAGCAUAAGUGAGGUUACUAAAGGAUGGUUGUUCGGGCUCAACUCACUGCAACUCCUUUCCCUCAGUUCCAACAAAAUACAGUCCAUUGACUCUGUUUGGGAGUUUUGUUCCCAACUUCAAGAACUGGACAUCUCCAACAAUUUACUGAGAUCUAUUGAAAAUAACACUCUCCAGUACCUGUCAAAACUGCAAACUCUCAAUUUGAACCAUAACCAAAUAUCUUAUAUCGCGGAAGGGGCUUUCAACCAUACACCUUCUCUCAUCCAGCUAAACUUGAGCAGUAAUAAAAUUUCCUGGACAAUAGAAGACAUGCUAGGGCCGUUUGUUGGUCUGAAAGUGCUGACAAAGUUGAAUCUUGCGGACAACGCUAUUACGUCUGUGAGUGAGCAGGCAUUGGUAGGAUUGGACAACCUCGAGUACCUUGACCUGUCUAACAACCAUAUCAAGACACUCCAUGAAGCUAGUCUGAACUACUCUCCUCUACUACAAGAGUUGCGUCUAGACUCAUCUGCCUUGGUGUGUGACUGCCACCUAGCCUGGCUGACCACCUACCUGCGCCAACACCACCUACAUGCCACACAGAUGCGGUGCGCCUACCCUAGCCACCUAGCCAACCACUCUCUUACUUCUCUACAACCUCACCAGUUCCAAUGUUCACCAGAUGAUUUCCCAAAACCUGUGAUACUGGAGGAGCCCAGGUCUCAAGUGGCUCUGUCUGGAAGCUCAGUGAAGCUCGGCUGCAAGGCUGUGUCUUCCUCAGACUCAGUGAUGGUGUUCAAGUGGCGUCGCAACAAUCGAGACAUGGCCGAACCUGUCCUACGCUCUGUCAGUGACUCUGACUCUCAUACACACAUCAGUCAGUUACUGCUCACCAACCUGUCAUUGGACGCUAGUGCUCUCUACCAGUGUAUUGUAUCCAACGACUUCGGCACUGUGUACUCCCGCAAGGCUAACCUCUCUGUUUACACCUUCCCGCAGUUAUUAAAAACCCCCAGCAAUGUGACUACCAAGUCAGGUAGCAUGGCUCGGCUUGAGUGUUCAGCCAGUGGCCACCCUUCUCCACAAAUUGGCUGGCAAAAGGACGGAGGUACAGAUUUUCCUGCUGCUCAGGAACGAAGAGUUCACGUCAUGCCAACAGAUGAUGUAUUCUUCAUAGUAAAUGUAAAGCCAGUAGAUUCAGGGGUGUACAGUUGUACAGCACAGAACAUUGCUGGCACUGUGGUGGCAAAUGCUACCCUCACUGUUGUUGAACCACCUUGGUUUGUGAAGAAGAUGGAAGACAAGGAGGUGAGGGCCGGGGAGGCUGUGGUGCUGGAGUGUAUGGCCGGAGGAUCUCCCAAGCCGUGUUUACGCUGGACCAAGGACGGACGACCUUUACAUCUCACAGACAGACACUUCUUCACUGCAGAGGACCAGCUGUUGAUCAUCAUGGACACUCAACUGACAGACGAGGGUGUCUACUCCUGUGAGUUGACCAACACUCUGGGCUCAGAGCGGGGUCAGGUCACGCUCACUGUGCUGCCAGUGUACGACAGCAGUGCAAGUGAGGAAGAUAUGACAGGAGUGAUCAUCAUCACAGUAGUGUGCUGUGCUGUGGGAACUUCCAUAGUGUGGGUCAUCAUCAUCUACCAGACCCGUAAGAGGCUCAACUCCCCCCCUCCUCUACCUCCAGUCCAUCUGGACAACAAGUCUGAACAUUCCAGUAGCAGCAAGGACAGUGGUACUGGAGACUCCACCAAGCGGAGUCAUGAAGACCUUCUCUUGGAGUCAGUGAGCUGUGUGCACCAAGAGGGAGAACAACCGACUGCUCCCGAGGUUACACUGCCUCUGUUAACAAGCUUCCACCCUCAUCCCUACACAGACACCACACCUCCCCCCACUGCAACAGCUGUUUAUAAGGUGCCAUGUUGCUGUGACGGAGGUAGUUCUCCACAUCCCAGGACAGACCACGACCGACAGCCAGGCUACUUGUGUGUUCCAGUCUACCUUCCCCCACACUCACCCUCCUCAUCAUAGCCCUGAGUCUACCCUACAGGAUUUAAUUGUCCCAAACAAGCUCAAAUCAGAAUUUGCUAGACAGCAUUGUUGAUAACAAAUUUAAGGAGUUACAGUAAAAAAACCAUGUACUAAAAUCUGCAUACAUUUUUUAAGUUUAACUUAUUCUUUAUGAAAAAAACCAUGCAGCGGUAUUUCAUUAAAAUUUGUACUACAGAAUGUUGAGUGGUAGGUAAUAUUUAUAAGUAGUGAUGUGUCGAUACCAAAAUUUAUUGAUUCUCGAUACUGAUACCUGAAAAAUUGAUUCUUAAUUCUCGAUACCGACGCCAAUUUUUUUUAAUUGUUUUAUCAAAUUUUCUGAAUGGAUCUCAUGAACACUUCCCGCGACCGUGUAGACAUAAUUAUCAUCUACCGUUGUCGGAAAUGACAAAGUCCGCUAUAGUGGCAAAAUCAUGAACAUCUUCCGUGGCAGUUAAGACACCAUCGUCAACUUCCGUGAUCGCGGCAGAAUCAUGAACAUCUCCUGUGAUCACGGAAACGUCGUUGUCGGUAAUUUUCCACUCACACAGGCGUGACAGAAAUUGGAAUAGAAUUUUUACGAUCGAUUCUCGUUACCGAUACCAACGGCCAAUUUGGUAUCGAGAAUCUGUAUUGAGAAUCAACACAUCAAUAUUUAAAAGGUAUUUUUUUGCACUUCCUCGUUUUCACAAGACUGUUUCAGUAAUACUAGUUUAUGUUUUAAGUAAGAGUGUGUGAGAAUUAUUGUUUAAAUAAGUUUUGUCCAAACGUGUUCACAAAAUGUUUAAUAAAUUACCCCUUGAUUAGGCAUGUUAAAGCCUAAUUUAAAUAAUAUUUAUGAGGAGUGUGAUAAAUAACUACUAUUCACUAUUUGCAUACAGUCUUUUUGAAUAUACAAUUUAAAGAUCACCCAUUUUGGCUUUGGAUGUCCGUUACCUUGGUACGUAUAUCAAAAUAAAUCACUGAAAAUACUGAUCAAUAUUGGAAUAAUCACCCACCCCUACAUUAAAGUAGGCCUAUUACUUGGACUUUAUAAUUUAUAAACUUAUUUUUACCAUUUGUUGGUUUUGAAUACUUAUAGUAUUACAUGUAAAAAGUCAUUACAACAUUGAAGCUGCAAUGUUAAUCUACCACGGUAAAUAUAUGUAAAUAACUGUACAUACAUAGUACCAAAUUAUUUCGGUAGCCCAUUACAAAUUAAAAUUUGUACGAGGGUUGUUUUUUUUUCAACCUCCGAUAGGCU